AUGCUCAUUACAGACUCCCCUCCCUCAUUUACACGAUUCUUUCUAUUAUUUUGCCCUCCCACCACCACCCGACCAAAUCCCACCUUCCUUUCUCUGUUCCUUACUCUAUCUCUAUCGUUCGUCAGCUUUACAUACAAGCGGGUUGGUUUGGUUGCGUUCAUUCUAAUCAAACGACGUCGGGCUGGACUGACCGUUCGUAGCUUUCAAGUAUUUCUUUAUUUAUUAUUUUUCUUUCCAUUUGAUAGUUUCCUCUUACAGUUUUUCUUCUCCUUUUCUUUUUCCCUCCUGCAAUUCUUUUUUUUUUUCUUUUUAGAAUCGUUUCCUUGUUUUCUUUAUUUAAGAAAAACUGUAUCUAAAAAGGAAAACAACUUUUUCCUUCUCUCCACUGUCCAUAUCUAUCUAUACUUCCUCAGCUCGUUAUCUAUCUAUCUAUCUAUCUAUCUAUCUAUCCUUCCUCAAUCUGUGAUCUAA
This is a messenger RNA of Acanthosepion pharaonis, 471 nucleotides long. Lineage: Eukaryota; Metazoa; Mollusca; Cephalopoda; Sepiida; Sepiidae. The record is from the annotation of a GenBank genome assembly.